Molecule: messenger RNA, 1931 nt
Organism: Dunckerocampus dactyliophorus (ringed pipefish)
Lineage: Eukaryota; Metazoa; Chordata; Actinopteri; Syngnathiformes; Syngnathidae
Gene: necab1
Product: N-terminal EF-hand calcium binding protein 1
Exons: 14
Coding region: 295-1317 (340 amino acids)
Biological process (GO): regulation of amyloid precursor protein biosynthetic process
Cellular component (GO): cytoplasm
Molecular function (GO): calcium ion binding
Source: RefSeq, a predicted model, not a curated record
UUGUUUAAAGUCUACGUCUGAAGCAAAAACGUCUAUGUAAAUCAAGUUAGCUUAAAUUAUCCGGAUGUUGGCCCACGUUGCGUUCCAAACAAAAUCUCAAACAUCCCUACUCUUGCAGCAGAACUUCAAAGCAAACGAACACGGAAGUGGCGCGAUGUCUUUGCCGGUCGCUCGACGCAUGUGCAGAGCGGCUGCUCGUGCGGGACCAGCGACAGUAUCCUCAGCACAGCAUCAACUCAAGCGCUCACAUUCCUCUGCAGGUGGAAGAAAGAACGUGAAAGACUCGUUGGCAGGAUGGAUUGCUCACAGGAAGUGCUGUGUGUGUCCGAGGAGCCGAAGAAGGGAAUGUCCAUCUUCAUUGAUAUUUUACGGCGAGCGGAUAAAAAUGACGAUGGCAAGCUGACCUUUGAGGAGUUCAAGGCGUAUUUCUCUGACGGCGUCCUGACGCCCGACGAGCUGCAGCAGCUUUUCCACGCCAUCGACACGCACAACACCGACAACGUGGACACAGAUGAAUUGUGCGAGUACUUCUCGCAGCACCUGGGGGAGUACAAGAAUGUCCUUGCGGCCUUGGAGGAUCUCAACACGUCCAUCCUGGCAGCCAUGGACAAAACAAAGAAGGAGUACCGGGAGUCCACCCACCUGGAGCAGUUUGUGACCCGCUUCCUGCUGAAGGAGACCACCAAUCAGCUUCAGUCGCUGCAGAGCUCGUUGGAGUGCGCCAUGGAAACCACCGCCGAGCAGACUCGCCAGGACAAACUCGGCCCAGCGAAGCCAGAGGUGUUGUCCAUCCAGUGGGCCGGGCGUCGCUCCAAUCGGAGACUUCAGAGGAACCACAGCCUGUCCCCCAACAACCCCAUCAUCAACCUCCUUCAUUCAGGUGUUUGUGACGAGGACAGCCAUUGGACUGUUCAGGUCAACAGGCUGCAGAAGCUCAUCGACCGCUUGGAACAAAAGGACAUUCGUCUGGAGCCCGUUGAGGAGGAGGUCUUGGAGAGCAAGCUGCACAUCCUCAUCGUCCAGAGGCAGCUGUCGGUGUUGGAGGAGGAGAUGGAGGAGUUCCGUCUGGCUCUCAGACAAUACAUGGACAACACCUGCACACAGACUGGAUGUCUGCACAUUGCAGUGCAGCGUCUGGCUAGCGAGUCCCGCUUUGUCCUUUAUGAAUUCUGGGCGGAUAACAACAUGUGGAAGAAUCACUUGCAGACCAACUACAGCAAAACCUUCCAGAGGGCCAACGUGGACUUCCUGGAAAGUCCAGAGAGCGUGACCACCAUGCUGCUCCCUGCCUCUUGGUGGGUCCUCAACAACAACUGAUCUUGGACCAGCAGCCUGCACGAACAACACACACGCACACACACACGACGUCAUAGUGACGCCUAUUAUGUCAUUUAGGAACUCCAUGUUUCCUUCCUUAGAAGACAAUACAAACAAUAAAAAUAGGUAGCGUGUUUCUAAAAAGCAAUGUCCUCGUCAGGCCGGCGAAGUGACGUCAUCGCCGUGUUGGGCGUGACGUCAUGGCGUCGGUGCUCUUCCACGUGAGCUCGUGGAUGGUAGCAGAAGGUGAAAACAUGUUAAUAAAAUAUGCUCCAAGAUGAUUGUGGGAGCUUUCUUUUAGUCCUUUUAGUUCCCCCGCCCCCUGGUGACGGAGAGCAGUACUGCAGCUAUAAACAAUAAAGGCUGUCCACUUUGGGUGUGAUCACAUAGAGAUGUGCAUUUGUGUAUUUCUGUCACAGAGAUGUGUAUUUCUGUCACAUAGAGAUGUGUAUUUGUGUAUUUCUGUCACAUAGAGAUGUGUAUUUAUGCCACAUAGAGAUGUGUAUUUAUGCCACAUAGAGAUGUGUAUUUAUGUCACAUAGAGAUGUGCAUUUGUGUAUUUAUGCCAUAGAGGUGUGUAUUUAUGUUGAAUAAAGAGUAGAAUAUACCAUCAA